Molecule: messenger RNA, 1377 nt
Organism: Talaromyces amestolkiae
Lineage: Eukaryota; Fungi; Ascomycota; Eurotiomycetes; Eurotiales; Trichocomaceae
Exons: 4
Coding region: 1-1377 (458 amino acids)
Cellular component (GO): cytoplasm
Molecular function (GO): oxidoreductase activity
Source: RefSeq, a predicted model, not a curated record
AUGGCGAAACCAUCAUCGGCACCUGUGCCAGACCCCACCCUGCCAUUCUGGCGAACAGAAACACACGAAUUGGAUUGUCACAGGAGCACUCCCGACCUGCCCGAGGAAUGCGAUAUCCUCAUUGUCGGUGCUGGCUACACCGGGGCUGCCAUAUCACAUUUUCUCUACAAGGAUAAUCCGUCACCACCGUCUGUUGUAAUCCUAGAAGCUCGACAAGCUUGCUCUGGGGCUACCGGUCGUAACGGAGGUCAUUUAAAACCUGAUGUUUACUUCGGUCUUCCGAAAUACAUCAAAAAAUAUGGCGUCAAAGCCGCAGUGGAUGUCGCUCGUUUCGAAGCUUCCCAGGUACAUGCCGUUAAGGAGCUGGUAGAGGAAGAAAAAAUCGACUGCGAUUUUGUUCUGACUCGAGCUUGUGAUGUUAUUUUGGAUCCAGGAUUGGCAGCGGAAACAGAAGCUGCUUUUACCGAGAUGGCGAAUUCAGGUGUGGCGAAUCUAACAGAUGUCCAUUUUACAAAACGAAAGGACGCAGAGCGCGUCUCUGGCAUCAAGGGCGCUUUGAAUUGCUUCACCUUUACAGCUGGUCACGUUUGGCCAUAUAAGAUGGUGAUGCACCUUCUUAAAGGCGUUGUGGACAAAGGUGCCAACCUUCAAACGAUGACUCCAGUCACGCAAAUCUCGGAAAAGCAACUCUCAGACGGUCGGUGGUUGGUCACCACUGGAAGAGGAAGUAUCAAAGCCAAGAAGGUGAUCCUCGCGACAAAUGCCUACACCUCUCAUCUAGCUCCACAAUUUACGAACCACAUUGUCCCUGUCCGAGGUAUUUGUAGUCGCAUCGUCGUGCCUCCGCAUAAAGUUCCGCCAUUUCUCCCACAAACGUAUAGUAUCCGUUAUGGGCCUUCAAUGUAUGACUAUCUCAUACCGCGUCCCGAUGGAAGUAUUAUCGUGGGAGGCGCGAAACCGCAUUUCUGGUCAGAUCACUCGCAUUGGUACAACGUUACGGAUGAUAGCAAGCUCAUUGAGCCGGCCAAAUCGUGGUUUGAUGGGCUUAUGCAGAGGACAUUUGUUGGCUGGGAGGAUAGUGAAGCAUACACUGAAAAAGUAUGGACUGGCAUCAUGGGUUACAGCUCAGAUUUCAUGCCAUACGUCGGCGAAGUCCCCGAGAAACCAAAUCAAUUGGUUCUCGCUGGGUUUUCGGGUCAUGGUAUGCCUCUGAUUCUUCUUUGUGCCAAGGCAAUUUCAGAGAUGGUCCGAAGUGGAACUACUUUUGAAGAGACUGAAGUGCCAUCAUUAUUCAAGGUCACCAAGGAGCGACUUGCGAGUGAGAAGAAUGAAAUCCUGGAAGAAAACAACAGGGGAAAUCUCAUAGCGAAACUUUGA